Messenger RNA from Humulus lupulus (European hop), 594 nucleotides. Its product is annotated as G-type lectin S-receptor-like serine/threonine-protein kinase At4g27290. NCBI's taxonomy places the organism in Eukaryota, Viridiplantae, Streptophyta, Magnoliopsida, Rosales, Cannabaceae. The record is from RefSeq and is a predicted model, not a curated record. The transcript has 2 exons. The coding region runs from base 51 to 416 and encodes 121 amino acids.
UCAAUGGAUUAUUCUCAAUAAAGUCUGAUGUAUUUAGCUUUGGCAUAUUGAUGUUAGAGAUAGUAAGUGAAAAGAAAGGUAGAGGCUUCUACGAUGAAAAUGGCAGUCUUAACCUCGUUGGAUUGGCCUGGACUUUGAUGAAGGAAGGCGAAACAUUUAAGCUUAUUGACAAGUGCUUGUUAGAAGAUCCAUACAAGAACAUGGAAGAAGCAUUGCGCUGCAUUCACAUUGGUCUCUUGUGUGUGCAACAAAAUCCUAUUGAUAGGCCUAACAUGUCUUAUGUUAUUCUAAUGUUGAGUGGCGAGAGAGUAUUGCCUCAGCCCAAACCACCAGCUUAUUUUGCUGACACAGAUUUGUGGAAAGGAGAUCAUUCCCUAUCAUGCAAUACAUGCAUUACAGAUGUUGAACCGCGAUGAAAAUUCAUACAACAAAUCAAAGUUUGCCAUGUAAAUUUUGAGACCUUUGAAUCAUUACAAGUUUUGUUUAAUAAUUUCAUUCAAAAUUGUAAUGAUUAUUGGUGGGUUGCAUAUGAAUAGAACUUUGUCACUGAGGUUUAACCCAGAGGAUUUACAUCUUAAAUGGGUAUUUCUCCUC